This is a messenger RNA of Tachysurus vachellii, 3815 nucleotides long. RefSeq names its product DENN/MADD domain containing 6B (gene dennd6b). The record is from RefSeq and is a predicted model, not a curated record. Bases 14 to 1756 code for a protein of 580 amino acids. Gene Ontology annotation, cellular component: recycling endosome. Gene Ontology annotation, molecular function: guanyl-nucleotide exchange factor activity. NCBI's taxonomy places the organism in Eukaryota, Metazoa, Chordata, Actinopteri, Siluriformes, Bagridae. The transcript has 20 exons.
GAAGAAAGACCGCAUGAAAGCAGGGGUGAUGGAUCGCUUUAACGGCCAAAAAAGAAAGACGGAGUCGAGAGACACAAAUGCGUUGAUCUCUGUACCGUGGGCGCGUUUCACAGCUUGGCUCGAGUGUGUGUGUGUCGUUACCUUCGACCUCGAGCUCGGACAAGCUAUAGAGAUGAUGUACCCACAUGAUGCUAAACUGACAGAGAAGGAGAAAACAAGCAUAUGCUAUUUAGCAUUUCCUGACUCAUUUUCAGGAUGCCUUGGGGACACACAGUUCAGUUUUAGGCUGCGGCAGUCUGUGGGACGAGCGAGUGGCAUGUGUUUUGGUGACAAAGAUGCGUACAACAAGGAAGCACCACUAACGCUGCAGAAGGAGAUGGCUCACUUCUACGGCUAUGUUUACUUUAGACAAGUAAAGGAUGUCUCUGUCAAAAGGGGCUACUUUCAGAAGUCUCUGGUGCUGGUGUCCAGACUGCCGUAUGUGUGCUUGUUCCAGUCUCUACUCCAGAUCAUUGCUCCUGAGUACUUUGAGAAGUCAGAGCCUUGUUUGGAGGCAGUUUGCAAUGAAAUUGAUCAGUGGCCCCCACCUGUGCCAAGCCAGACGCUGAGUUUGCCUGUGAUGGGAGUCAUCUUACAGGUCAAAAUUCCUUCAAAAGAUGAUAAACCGUUAGGAAGUCCAGGCAAACAGGGACCAAAAGAGAACCAUCUCUCCUCUCCAAUGGUUCUCCCUACUAUCCAUGAGCUGGAUCUUUUCAAGUGUUUCCAGUCUGUCCUCGUUCACAUACAGUUGCUGUGGGAGCUGAUGUUGCUAGGACAGCCGUUGGUCGUCAUUGCACCCUCUCCCUCGGUGUCCUCAGAGACGGUUCUGUCUCUAGUUAGCUGCAUCAGUCCACUGAAGUACUGCUGUGAUUUUCGGCCUUACUUUACCAUCCAUGACAGUGAGUUUAAGGAGUACACAACCAGAACUCAGGCACCGCCUAAUGUACUACUAGGUGUUACAAAUCCUUUCUUUAUAAAGACCUUUCAGAGUUGGCCUCACAUCAUGUGUCUUGGAGAGCUGAAAAUGUCCAGAGAUGUGCUAAAACAAGUUAAGGUCAAGAAACUGACCAAGUUGAAAACACUGGACACAAAACCAGGUUUAUACACAUCAUACAAAACGUUUCUUCAUAAAGACAAAGCCCUGAUCAAGCGACUCUUAAAGGGAAUUCAGAGGAAAAGGCCUUCUGAGGUGCAGAGCGCCAUCUUGAGACGCCAUUACUUAGAACUGACACAGAGCUUUAUAAAUCCACUGGAACGAUACAUGGCCAACCUGAUGCCACUGCAAAUAUCCAUGACUCCUUGGAAGACUCCUCCACAGGUCCGCCCCUUCAGUCAGGAUGAGUUCUUGGCAACUCUGGAUCAUGCUGGACCGCAAAUUACCUCCAUGCACAAAGGAGACUGGCUGGGACUUUAUAAGCAAUUCUUUCAGUCUUCUAAUUUUGACGGCUGGUUUCGGGCAAAGCAAAAGGAAAUGACACAUAAGGUGGAAUGUCUUCAUUUAGAGGCCAUCUGUGAUGCUGAUCUGCUGAGUUGGAUAAAAGACAAGUCAGAAGUAGAGACCGUUGACCUAAUUUUAAAAUUGCGUGAAAAAUUGGUGAGAGCUCAUAUGCUUCAGCUUCCAGUGAAGGAGGAAUUGCUGGACAAGCUGGAACGUUACAUCCAUUCUGUGAUCAGCUCUCUGCCAGAGGAUCUGCAGACAGUACUAUACAAAGACUAACAUUAAAAUGAUUUUAAUGCAGGACUCAGAAUAAGAGUUCAGCGCGUAACCCUGCUGCUCUAUUUCAGACAGUUACGAGAUCCAGCAAAACACAGAUGUACCCAUGAAAAUGUUUGAGGUAGCUUUGUACUAUACUGUACGUAAAGUCUGUGAUCUGUGUGCCACAUAUGAAGUAACACUGGGGUGGGGUGAAUGGUUGGAAAUGUAUUUUAUGUAAUGUUUUAGAUUAUCACUUUAAUGAUUAUCACUUUAAAGCAUAUGUAUAUAUUAUAUUGCAUCAGAGAUGCAAAUCAAGGAAUGUUAAUUUAAUGAUUAUAUGCCGUCUGUAGUGCCAGAACUUGUAUGUUCUUAACUAGUAUGACAGAACCUCAUACUGCACUUUAUGCCAUUAUUUCCUCUAAGCUUUUUUUUUUUUUUACAUAAAACACUCAAUGUUCAGAAGUUUGUGGACACCUGACCAUCACACCCACAUGUGGUUGUUGAACAUCUUAUUGUUGAUUCAUUUCCCCUGUGAUGCUGUUAUAAUAAUCUCCACUCUUCUUUUCUGGGAAGGUUUUCCACUUGCACAGAUAUUAGACUUGUGGCUGUGCGGAUUUGUGUUCAUUGAGAAGCACAAGAGCAUUAGUGAGAUCUAGGGUUGCGAAGGGGCGGAAAGUUUCGGGUAAAUUUCCGGAAACUUUCCACGGGAACUUAAUCUGGGGAAUUUUGGGAAUAUUCAAAAUUGGAAACUUUAUGGGAAUUUUAUGGAAAUCUACAGGAAUUAUUAUCUAUGGGAAUUAUUUGGAAAUAUAGGGAAAUUGAUAUAAACUAUAUCAUAUACAAACAUAAAUAAACAUUUUGUUUGGUCAUAAGCAGACAUGCAUGCAAGGAAAUACAAAUUUUAAAAAUGACAUCUUGACUAAGAUUGAAUUGUAUGUAGAGCUUUAACUGAUUUUUUCAUUGAGUAACACAAAAGCAUAAUAAACAUUAUGCUUGUAAUGCACAUAAUAAACUUAAUAAUUGUAAUAAACAUAUUUCCCUAUGAUUGCUGUAAAAUGAAAGCAUCCCUCACCCUUGCCCUUCUAAAAAAAGUCCCAAUCAAAAUGUAAAAUGAAGCAUUUUUUAUCAAGCUUAUUAGGUCUCUGCUUCUGUGGUAGUCAAGGCCUGGAAAAUGGAGGUGAAUCCCCCCUUAAGUGAUAUAUGGAGGAUUUUUUUUUUUAUUUCAUUGAGUGUGUGGGGGGUCAUCAAAUUAUCUGUGAAUGUGAUAACACUCCUAAUUUACUGCUUAAUAAGAGUUAGUAAGGUAGUUAUUAAGUUUAGGUAUUGGGUACCAUUAAGAAUGUAGAAUAAGGUAAUGCAGAAUAAGGCAUUAAUAUGGCAUUAAUAUGUGCUUAAUAAGUACUAAUAAAUAGCCAAUAUUCUAUUAAUAUUCAUGCUAAUAAGCAACUAGUUAAAUUACCCUAAAAUAAAGUGUUACUGUGCAUGUUAUGGAAGAAUGCAAGUACAUGCAGUGGGUGUGGCCUCGAUGGCCCUCCAAUAAGCUGUGUGCAAGUGACUGAGGAAUGCAGAGUACAAGUCAACUUAAAUUGCCUUAAAUCUUGUUGUUUUAAACAAAAUUAUGCUGCAAGAUUUUUUUUUAACUACAUUUAAGUUCCUUGUUAUAGGCAACUCUGCAUUUUUUUAAAAUUCCCAGUUUAUUUCCAUAUAUUCCCAUUAAUUCCCAUGGAAAGUUUCCAGCCUUGAAAAUUCCCGGAAUUUUGCAACCCUAGUGAGAUCAGACACUGUUGUGAUGUAAGAGUGAGCAGGUCUUGGGUUCAGUCUGUGUUCCGGUUCAUCCCAAAAGGUGUUCAGUGCAUGUGAUGACUUUUAGAGGCUCAGUCAUAACUUUUAGAGUAUAGGAAUACUGGUAGUUGUGAGUUGUCUGGAUUGUCAUGUACAUAGUUUUAUAUUUAGAAUUUCAAUAAUUACACUGAUCUAUUUAUAAUGUAAAAGUGAUCAAACUCACACAAGUAUUUAUUUAAAUUGUUUAUCUAUUAUUACGUGUUUUCAUUAAAAUGUUAGAAGGCACUGAGAGUUUAUG